Molecule: messenger RNA, 1479 nt
Organism: Ostertagia ostertagi
Lineage: Eukaryota; Metazoa; Nematoda; Chromadorea; Rhabditida; Trichostrongylidae
Source: the annotation of a GenBank genome assembly
AUGCCUCGCGAAAAACACCACCAGAUCUCAGACAACGUAACGAGUAUAUCUAGUGGACUCGAGGAAGUCACGAUGAUGGUGUCGAUAAUGUCUCAUUUGAACAAUUUGGAAGCGGAAAAACAAAAGUACCAGGCUCAACGACACGUCGCCUCUGUCAGGAAAACGCAUGGCUACCGUGUCGCCACUUUAGAAGAAGAAAAUAAGCAUCUGAAAUAUAUGAACUCCAUAAAACAAUUCGACGACGACAUUCAAAACGACCGUGAAAUCUGCACCAUCCGAGGCCAAAUGCUGCCAUCACAAAUGAGACACCCAUUCAAGUACCUUGCGGGUUUGGUCCAGGAAGACGAAAGCAGGACCGGCAAUCUAAGUCAGUUCGCUCAGCCAACUCCGGCUCAUUCAAUGGCAGCUUCAGCUUCUGUUGGCUAUGAGAUUCCAGCUCGUCUUCGUACUUUGCACAAUCUGGUAAAACUUCGUUCCUCAAGUGCUAUGGUGAUCCAGUACGCAUCGCAAGGCCGCUAUGAAGUAGCCGUCCCGCUCUGUAAGCAAGCUCUCGAAGACCUCGAAAAGACUAGCGGUCACGACCAUCCUGACGUGGCUACGAUGCUCAACAUUCUCGCACUUGUUUACAGGGAUCAAAACAAGUACAAGGAGGCAGCUAAUCUUCUCAACGAGGCUCUCGCUAUUCGCGAGAAGUGCCUAGGAGAGAAUCACUCUGCUGUUGCCGCUACGUUGAACAAUUUGGCGGUUCUGUAUGGAAAGCGUGGCAAAUUCAAGGAUGCCGAACCACUGUGCAAACGUGCUCUCGAAAUUAGGGAGAAGGUGCUUGGUCAUGAUAACCCUGAUGUCGCUAAGCAGCUAAAUAAUUUGGCACUUCUUUGCCAGAACCAAGGAAAAUAUGAAGAAGUCGAGCAGUAUUACAAACGUGCAUUGGAAAUCUAUGAAAGCAAAUUAGGACCUGAUGAUCCGAAUGUCGCGAAGACUAAAAACAAUCUUUCUUCGGCGUACUUGAAACAGGGCAAAUAUAAGGAAGCGGAAGAGCUCUACAAGCAGAUUCUCACCCGAGCACACGAACGUGAAUUUGGCAAGAUUGGAGAGGACAACAAACCAAUUUGGCAGAUCGCCGAAGAUCGUGAGGAAAUCAAACAAAAAGGCGGGGCUGAUACGGGUCCGAUUGCUUACCACGAUCACGGUGGCUGGCACAAGGCUGCCAAGGUUGACAGUCCAACCGUGACGACGACACUCAAGAACUUGGGUGCUCUAUAUAGGCGCCAAGGCAAGUAUGAAGCUGCUGAAACACUGGAGGAUGUUGCUUUGAGAGCUAAGAAACAAGCGCAGUAUGCAGCGCAGCAUGAGCGAAUGAAUAAGCUACUCGGAUGUAGUACACGAAUACAGGUCUGUUUUGCAAGAUGGCCUCUAGUCGUAUCCAGGAGCGUUUUGGAUUGCAGAGAUAUUCAUGACUUCAUCGCAUAUCUCGCAUGA